Messenger RNA from Salpingoeca rosetta, 2942 nucleotides. RefSeq lists its product as uncharacterized. The transcript has 20 exons. The record is from RefSeq and is a predicted model, not a curated record. Gene Ontology annotation, cellular component: Golgi apparatus; COG complex. The coding region runs from base 1 to 2838 and encodes 945 amino acids. Gene Ontology annotation, biological process: intra-Golgi vesicle-mediated transport. NCBI's taxonomy places the organism in Eukaryota, Choanoflagellata, Craspedida, Salpingoecidae.
AUGGCAGACGACAAAGGGGAUGAUGAGCAAGUGGACUGGGAGAAGCGGGCAGACCUGUUGUUCAGGAAAAAGUCUGUGGACGCCAUCAAGAAGUGGGAGACAAAAACCAGAGAAGAAAUCUCUGGAAAGAAGCGGGAGCUCAGACAUCUUGUGGGAGGGAAGUACCGGGACUUUAUCGAUGCCGCUGACAGCAUUGUGCGCAUGGCGGAACUGACGCGCCACACAAGCAGCUGCGUCUCCUCCAUUCGAUCCAAAUGGCUCUCGGUGUCUGAGUUUCGGCAGCGGUUGGCAUAUCAGCCGGAAGUGGACGAGUCUGAAGUUGGCGAGUACCGCAUCGCGAUCCAGAUGAAGAUCCUCAUGGACGCGCCAGAGAAGGUGUGGAGUGCACUUGAACACAACAAGUUUAUCCAGGCAGCCAUGGUGUACCGCUUUGCGCAAUUUGUGCAUCACCGACUCCAGUCCGCGUCCUCAAAGCGCGUGAACACACGCGAGAUUAUCGACAAUCACUGGACUACAAUGGCGCAGUUCUCAGAGAGCAUCCAACAAGCGAGCGCACGUGUGCUGAGCAGUGUCGAUUCCCCACAGCAGCAGACAAGCGCCGCCCUGGCAGCAACACACCUCCUCUCCCAGUGCUCAACAGCCACCCUCCUGGACCGCUUCCUCUCUGCCCGCGCGUCUGCGAUUGCCGACACGCGACAGAGCACCAGUGGUGGCGAUAACAGCAAGUUGCAGGCGGAGCUGGCGUCUGACCGCCCGGGCGUGUGGGAGGCGUGCUAUGAGCAGGCAUUCUACCGCCGUGUGGAAUCUCUCAUCACAGACCACCUGCAACAAGCGCUUGGCUCUGCGCAGUCGGGCAUCGCCACCGCCGCCGCUCGAAACCCGCUGGGGCAACCGGAACAGCAUCUCGAUGUGCUGGACGCGUCGUACGCGAUCUUCAGGCAGCACAGCCUCGUGUCCCUGCUCGGUAUUGCUCCAGCCGCGGCAAUGAAUGCAAACACAGCAGUGGGGACUGCUGCUGCUGCUGCUGCUGCGGUGCUGGAGGACGGUCACGCACAUACGGACGAAGCGGCUACGGGAAAGACGGCGUUUCAGGUGCACAUGCAGCGUAUCACCGGGGGUGCAAACACGUGGGUGCUGGACGCAACGCACGCCUUUGAGGCUCAACUGCAAACCCUGGCACGCCACGUGGCCGCGUACAAUCAGACGGACGACCCAGCUGCCCCCGCCACCGCAGGCAUCGCCCAUCACACGUCAUCAUCAUCAGGCAGCGGUGGCCACCGCACAGGGUCGACAUCAUCAGCAUCGUCAACAGCAGCAGCAGCAACAGCAAAAGCAGUCGGGUAUGAAGCGUUGAGGGCACGCGGUGACCGCCUCCCAUUCAAUCUUCUCGCAGACGCCGACAAUGUGCGGCGCUUUGUACACACGCACACGCACGAAACCAUCAGCGCUCUGUGCGGAUCUCUGGAUGCGCUCGCCAUUCGCAGCGAUGACACCGGUCAACAGGACAGGUUCGUGGACGCAACUCGCGCUGUUGUUCUCGCCCGCAUCGCACACACACUUGCACGAUCACCAGCGGUGUCGGAGCUGCUGCUCUGUCCUGUCACCAGCGACACAUCCGCAGCGCGCGCUCGCCGCUUCAACAGAUCUGAUUACACACGCGCGAGACGCAAGGGCACACAGCAAAACACGGAGUUCCACCGACAUCUCGUUUCCUUGCAGCAGCGCCUGGACCGCAUCGCGUGCCAGUUCCUUGACACGUGGUUGCAGUGGACCCUCGAUGCACAGCUCGCUCAACUCAGGGCUGGACUGUUUGGGCUGGAGUGGAGCGACCUUGGGGUUGAGAUGGCGGCGUGGCAGGAGCACGAUGUCACGGAGCAGGCAGAGGACGGCCAGGCCAUCAAGUCAACCUUCAGGCUGCCUUCUCAACCGUCAAAGGUGCUGCUGACGUGUCUCACGGGCACGUGUGCAGAGUUUGCGCGAACCGGCCUGUCCACGCUGCCGUCAGAUGCACUCGUGGCCGCUGUCAAUGCACUCUAUGCACGGAUUGUGCAGGUGUACAUGGACUUGUUUGCAUCGGCCAAGGGUGAAGAAGGAGCAGACGAUGACAAGACACACCAGGAACAGCAAGGAGGAGCGAGCGGUACAGGUGACACACCUCACUCAUCACCAUCGUCGCCGUCACCAUCACUGGCACCUCACGGCCUGGCGAACGCGAGUCAGAACGCAUAUAUUCAGCUGCUGGUUGACCUGCGGUUUCUUGCGGACGUGUUUGCGUACUCACGCGACACAGCAGCCAACGACGCCAGCAUUCGUGGUCACGACACCUUGAUCCAGCGCUGCACGGACAACAUUGACCCGUUUGACAUGAACGUGUAUGCACCCCACCUGCAUCGCACGCGCGUAUCCGCCUAUCACCGCUGCGCAACACUCCUCGGGUACAUCACACAGCUCAAGCCAAUGCACGAGCAGGCCAGGCCCUCCAAUUCGGGCUCCGAUCGUGCAAAUUUGCUGAGUCAGGCGCCCGUCAUUCGCAGAUUUGCACCCCUCCCCGUCGCCGCAAAACCAUCGCUUGUCCGGCUGCCUGAUGCCACGGGCACUCUUGCGCAAUCGGAUGUGCGAACGUCCCUGGCAAAGACAUUCAUUGAAGCGUUUGCGGACGAAAGCGCCGACCAGAAUGGAAUGGACUCUACGGAGCAUGCACCGCAUCAGCAGACUGUCUCUUCACCCUCAACUCCGCAAACAACAGCCAGUACACAGAGCGGUGCUGUGCCUUCACCCCGUAUCGUUCACAUGAGCGUGUUUGAUGAGCUUGCAGCCACACCCACCACGCAGAGCUAAGGCUUCGUAAACUGUGUGUCUGUGUGUGUUCGUGCGUACGUGCCGUCCAUGUGCCUCUUUGAGAUUGUUGGCGUUGGGCUCUGUACGCACAGUAAAUCAGACCG